AAGUUACAGCUAGCAGUCGCCACUAUGUUGACAGGCUAUUUGACCCUGAUCCCCAGAAAGUCCUACAAGGUGUCAUAGACAUGAAAAAUGCUGUAAUUGGAAACAACAAGCAGAAAGCCAACCUCAUUGUUUUAGGAGCUGUUCCCAGGUUGUUGUAUUUGCUUCAGCAAGAAUCCUCAAGCACAGAACUGAAAACCGAGUGUGCAGUGGUAUUGGGAAGUCUUGCUAUGGGCACAGAAAACAAUGUCAAGUCUCUACUGGACUGCCAUAUUAUACCUGCCUUACUGCAAGGGCUACUGUCUCCAGACCUGAGGUUCAUUGAAGCUUGCCUCCGGUGCCUGCGCACCAUCUUCACCAGCCCUGUCACUCCCGAGGAGCUGUUGUACACAGACGCCACAGUGAUACCCCACCUCAUGGCGCUGCUCAGCAGGUCUCGCUACACCCAGGAGUACAUCUGUCAGAUCUUUUCACACUGCUGUAAGGGGCCAGAUCAUCAAACAAUUUUAUUUAACCACGGUGCAGUUCAGAAUAUUGCUCACCUCCUAACUUCAGUGUCCUACAAAGUUCGAAUGCAAGCAUUGAAAUGCUUCUCAGUUUUAGCUUUUGAAAACCCCCAGGUAUCGAUGACCCUAGUAAAUGUUUUGGUUGAUGGAGAAUUGUUGCCACAGAUCUUUGUGAAGAUGUUGCAGAGGGAUAAGCCCAUUGAGAUGCAGCUCACGUCAGCAAAAUGUUUAACUUAUAUGUGCAGAGCUGGCGCCAUUCGGACAGAUGAUAACUGUAUUGUAUUAAAGACCCUGCCUUGUCUGGUUCGGAUGUGCAGUAAGGAGAGAUUACUGGAGGAGAGAGUUGAAGGAGCUGAGACACUCGCUUAUCUGAUUGAACCAGAUGUUGAGCUACAGAGAAUCGCUAGUAUAACUGAUCACCUCAUUGCCAUGCUUGCUGACUAUUUCAAAUAUCCCAGCUCUGUGAGCGCCAUCACUGAUAUUAAAAGGCUUGAUCAUGACUUAAAGCAUGCUCACGAACUGCGCCAGGCUGCAUUCAAGCUCUAUGCCUCUCUGGGAGCCAACGAUGAAGACAUCCGGAAGAAGAUCAUUGAGACUGAAAAUAUGAUGGACCGAAUUGUGACUGGCUUGUCUGAGUCUAGUGUCAAGGUGCGGUUAGCUGCCGUCAGAUGUCUGCACAGUUUAUCCAGAUCUGUGCAGCAGCUUCGAACCAGUUUCCAGGAUCACGCCGUAUGGAAACCUUUAAUGAAGGUUUUACAAAAUGCACCAGAUGAAAUCCUAGUAGUAGCAUCUUCGAUGCUAUGUAAUCUGCUUCUUGAAUUUUCUCCAAGCAAAGAGCCAAUUUUAGAAUCAGGAGCCGUAGAGCUACUUUGUGGAUUAACUCAGAGUGAAAACCCUGCUUUACGAGUGAAUGGAAUUUGGGCUUUAAUGAAUAUGGCAUUUCAGGCUGAACAGAAAAUAAAAGCUGAUAUUUUGCGAAGCUUGAGUACUGAACAGCUAUUCCGGUUAUUAUCAGAUUCAGACUUGAAUGUACUGAUGAAGACAUUGGGACUUCUUAGGAAUCUCCUCUCUACUCGCCCUCAUAUAGAUAAAAUAAUGAGUACUCAUGGAAAGCAAAUUAUGCAAGCCGUCACCCUUAUUCUGGAAGGGGAACAUAACAUAGAGGUCAAAGAGCAGACACUGUGCAUCCUGGCCAACAUAGCGGACGGGACAACGGCAAAGGAACUUAUCAUGACCAAUGAUGACAUACUGCAGAAAAUCAAGUAUUACAUGGGCCAUUCACAUGUCAAGCUGCAGCUUGCCACAAUGUUCUGCAUAUCAAACCUCGUAAGGCAUGAAGAGGAAGGUUCCCAAGAACGCCAGGAUAAAUUACGGGACAUGGGCAUUGUAGAUAUUCUACAUAAACUGAGUCAGUCACCAGAUUCAAACCUUUGUGACAAGGCAAAGACGGCACUGCAGCAGUACCUGGCGUGAUGGGAGGCGCCCCGGGCACCGGCACACCCCGCACCCUUGUUAAGGAAGUACAAGAACUAGCCUCAUUUGAUUCCUUCUAUUUGCACAAGUCACCUUGACUGCAGGGAGCUGUUUUGCAAAAGCAAUUUAGUAGGCUUAGAUCUCAAAUUCAUCUUGAGAACCAUUUUUUUUUUUUGAGGUAGUCACUUCCUCACAGGACUAUUGUGCUUUGUUUUCAGUUUUUGUUUAUGGGUUUUGAGCUACCUGGACUCUUAAUUAGAACAAUCAAUCAUCAUUUUCCUUUGGACCUACAAUUUUUUGCCUAUGCUGCAGCCACUUUGUGAGUGAGCGUGAAUGCGUCUUUACACACACGUGUGUAUGGGUAUGGAUGUGCACGUGGGCCAGCGUGUGUGUGUGUGUGUGUGUGUGUGUGUGUGUGUGUGUGAGAUACCUCAGAAUUUUCUUUCCUUAUUUUGUGUGAAAAUCUUUUCUACAGAUUUUCCAGGGUUUAAGCAUUGCUUGCUGUAUAAAAACUUUACUGAAUUAUAUACAGUUUGAAUGAAAUGUUAUUUUAAAAACAAAAUAAUUGUUAAGUGUUCCAUAAAGGUUAUGUUAAAUUUUGGUCAGAUGAAUAUUUGUAAGUAAAAAAAUAUAUGCAUUUCUGAACUUCAACUUAAUUAUAUUUUCUUUUUAAAAAACAAACAAAAACAUAGAAGAAAAAGUUGGCUGUGGUUAGCCUGAGUAACAGGCAUAUCCAAGGUGCUGUGCAAAAUAGCUAGCAUCUUACUGCCGUCAAUAUUCACAGGUACAGAGCCUGCGUUUCGGCCUAAUUCAAUAAAUCCUCAGGCUUUCAAGGCAGAUGGCCCAGAUGGCAUGGAGUGAGGCCACAGGUUCACUGUAGGGCAUCGUUGUUUUUUAAACUUCUAAGGGAAGUCUAACUACUGAUAGUGAGAGGCCAGUCCUGGCUGUGGUGGGCUGCCCGUGACAGGAGCUGGGGACCCAGAGCCCUCCCAUUGCCCCACAUCCUGUCCGUUGGAGGAACAGGCAGGCCUGGAACUAUACUCUCCAAGUGAAGUAGGCCAUCCCUUCCUGGAAGCAAAUCAGCUCACCUGGGCUUCCUGAACAGCGUCUGUCCCUGUGAAACCACAGCGGUCCGUUCUGCAGGCCCUUCCAGUGGCAGGAGCCUGACUGUUCAGAGUGUGUCUGUGAAACGAAGUCACAACUUGAGUAAGAGAUUGGACUCUGAGUGUUUCCUGCUCGAAGCCAGAAGCACUGGAGUUGAGAAAAGACAAGGGAAUCGCCAAAGAGGACUCUCUUUACAGCAAGCACUGCUGAGCAGCCUUCUGCAGCCCUCAGCCUGGCACCAGCUCCGACUCCUGAGUCAGCUUCAAGGCCGAACUCUGAGGCUGCUCUCGACUGUUAGGAAGGUAGAACCACCCUUUACUGAGAAAGGUCAAAGGUACCAAGUCCAGGAAGCAAGGCCCGUGUCCUGGAAGUGUGAGGGGAGGCGUACCCCCUCCUCCUGGUGCCCAGUCACCCACUGCACCUUCCUUGGAAGAGCUCGUGGAUGUCUGCUUGCAAAGGGAUGGUUUCAAAAUGGAUGUAAUGCAAGAUGUCCUGGUCUCCACGUGCCCUCUCAAGAUUGAAACCGAGAUUUCCAAGAUGUUCUUUGUUCAGAACAUCACUGAGUUCAAAAUCUGUCGAAACAGGGACAUCAGAGCACUGCUAGUGUGGGGAAGCCAGGUGAGCAGAAACCCCACUUGUGGAAGUAGCGCCUCACUCAGGCCACUCAUGGACAGCAGUUCCCGGUACUGUGGGAAAAUCCUGGGUUGGCAUGGGCGGCAUAAAACACUGUGGAUUGGCUACUAAAAGAACCAGGAAAAUAGAAGCCAAUAAAGAAUUGCUGAGACAGUCUUGAGCCCGUAGUGUCAGAAAGCUGAAGGCCCCGUGAGAUCUCACACUUAGCUCUGUGCGGAAAUCUUAUCUGUGGGCACAGGCAGGUGGUCAAAUAAAAAGUGCUUUACAAUAGUUAGCUCCUUUUCUGAUUUAAAUGAAGGAAAAUGUCUUUCUUAAGGUUGUUUGCUCCUUCACACAGGCACAGUGUCCAGUCAGCAAGGAAGCAGAAAGGAUGGACAUGGUCUUGUGUGGACACUCGAGUUCUUCCUAAUACCGUGGUAUCUCCUGUUGUGCCCUGAUUGUAACCCCAAAUUUACCAACUAGGAAAGAAUGUCCAAUUUAAUAAGUUGCUUUUUUUUUUCCUUAAGCACUUUAUUCAGAACAUACAUGUUCUUCUGGUAGUGUUUGGGUAAUAUGACUUUGUCAUAACACAUGCUAAUAAAAGCUGAGGAAAAUCA
Molecule: messenger RNA, 4309 nt
Organism: Echinops telfairi (small Madagascar hedgehog)
Lineage: Eukaryota; Metazoa; Chordata; Mammalia; Afrosoricida; Tenrecidae
Gene: ARMC8
Product: armadillo repeat containing 8
Exons: 21
Coding region: 81-1976 (631 amino acids)
Biological process (GO): proteasome-mediated ubiquitin-dependent protein catabolic process
Cellular component (GO): GID complex
Molecular function (GO): protein binding
Source: RefSeq, a predicted model, not a curated record